AUGGCCGCUCGGACCGCUCAGAAGGCCUUGAAGAAAGUGGUCUUAGGAUGCCGUCCGAAGUCAGCGGAAGUGGCUGGAACUCUAGUUCCGGCACGGAGUUCUGCGGGGAACGUCAGAUAUUUAGCUUCCUGUGGUAUAUUGAUGAGCAGAACAUUUCCACUGCAUACCUCACUUGUGCCUAAGGAGAUAUUUGCAAGAACUUUCUUCAAUAUCACUGCGCCCUUAAUAAACAAAAGAAAAGAAUAUUCAGAGAGGAGAAUAAUAGGAUAUUCUAUGCAAGAGAUGUAUGAUGUAGUAUCGGAAGUAGACCAUUACAAGCAUUUUGUUCCUUGGUGCAAAAAAUCAGAUAUAAUAUCUAAGAGAUCUGGGUACUACAAAGCACGAUUGGAAGUUGGAUUUCCACCUGUUUUGGAGCGUUAUACUUCGGUAGUAACCCUAGUGAAGCCACAUUUGGUAAAGGCAUCCUGCACAGAUGGGAAACUUUUCAAACAUUUGGAGACGAUUUGGCGUUUUAGUCCGGGACUUCCUGGCUACCCAAGAACUUGUACUUUGGAUUUUUCAAUCUCGUUUGAAUUUCGCUCACUUCUACACUCUCAGCUUGCCACACUUUUUUUUGAUGAAGUUGUAAAGCAAAUGGUAGCUGCCUUUGAAAGAAGAGCAGGUAAACUGUAUGGCCCAGAGACAAGUAUACCCCGAGAAUUAAUGCUUCAUGAAGUACAUCACACGUAA
Molecule: messenger RNA, 729 nt
Organism: Elephantulus edwardii (Cape elephant shrew)
Lineage: Eukaryota; Metazoa; Chordata; Mammalia; Macroscelidea; Macroscelididae
Gene: COQ10B
Product: coenzyme Q10 homolog B (S. cerevisiae)
Exons: 5
Coding region: 1-729 (242 amino acids)
Biological process (GO): cellular respiration; ubiquinone biosynthetic process
Cellular component (GO): mitochondrion
Molecular function (GO): ubiquinone binding
Source: RefSeq, a predicted model, not a curated record